CAGACGAGUCUCCUCUCUAAUUUUGCAUAUCUCUUUCUUUCAGCGUGGAACAUCAAGCCGAACUAUCGGUUGAAUUGUUGGAAUCAUGGUUAACGGCCGCAUACCCUCGGUCUUCUCGAAGACCUAUGUGACUCCACGUCGCCCCUAUGAAAAGGCGCGCCUGGAUCAGGAGUUGAAGAUCAUUGGUGAAUAUGGUCUGCGCAACAAGCGUGAAGUGUGGCGCGUCAAAUACGCCCUGGCCAAAAUCCGUAAGGCUGCCCGUGAGCUGCUGACUUUGGAAGAGAAGGACGAAAAGCGUCUUUUCCAGGGUAAUGCUCUGCUGCGUCGUUUGGUGCGCAUUGGUGUCUUGGAUGAGUCUCGCAUGAAGCUCGAUUACGUGCUCGGCUUGAAGAUUGAGGAUUUCUUGGAGCGCCGUCUGCAGACCCAGGUGUUCAAGCUUGGAUUGGCCAAGUCCAUUCAUCAUGCACGCGUGUUGAUCCGUCAGCGUCACAUUCGUGUGCGCAAGCAGGUGGUCAACAUUCCAUCGUUUGUGGUGCGUCUGGAUUCGCAGAAGCACAUUGACUUCUCCCUGAAGUCGCCCUUCGGUGGCGGCCGUCCCGGACGUGUCAAGAGGAAGAACUUGAAGAAGAACCAGGGUGGUGGUGCAGCAGCUGCCGAAGAAGAGGAGGACUAAACUGCAAGUCAGUUAAUGUUUAAUG
Drosophila navojoa is the source of this 698-nucleotide messenger RNA. It is a transcript of the gene RpS9, whose product is annotated as ribosomal protein S9. The record is from RefSeq and is a predicted model, not a curated record. Gene Ontology annotation, biological process: ribosomal small subunit biogenesis; translation. Lineage: Eukaryota; Metazoa; Arthropoda; Insecta; Diptera; Drosophilidae. Gene Ontology annotation, molecular function: structural constituent of ribosome; rRNA binding. Gene Ontology annotation, cellular component: cytosolic small ribosomal subunit.